CACCGUCUCCCAGUGGAGUUCAUUCUCACACGCAGCCCUAAACAACACGUCGCCCAGCACGCGGCGUGCACAUCACGCUCCUUAACCGCCGCACAGCAGAAGCAGCCACUCUAGCCACCCCUUCGCAGCAUUCCCUUCGCAGCAUUCCUUCACUCGCCAAUUCUUACCACCUGAUUCUGUGGUCCCGAGCUGUGGCGGUGCCCACCUUGGACUCCCGGACAGUAGUGCAGUGGUCCAGUGCUUUUUGAGGUCCAGACGCACCCACGCCCGAACAGCAGCGAGCACCUCGAGCAUCUCACCUGCAGCCUCCCGCAAAGGCUGCCCUCGAAUAGCUCGCGUCCGGUCUCUCUCGAUAAUGCGUUCGCCGCAAGCCACCACGACCGAGCUCCCUACCUUUCCGCUCGAAUGAGCACCGCUGCGCGCUACCACGUCCGCCGCUAUGGCUGACGCCCUAUACCGUGCUGGCACCACCACUACCAUCUCCCACUGGACUCUCACCGACGACGUGCCCAGCUCCAGCUUCCCCUACGACACGCCCACCUCGACCCCCUCGCGCCUCCAGUACGUCGCCUACAGGCCCCCGAGCUGCGACACGCCGCCCGCCUCCCCGCCGCCGCGAGACCCUUACAUACAGCAGCGAAAUGGACUGAGUGCGAAGAGAGGACUGCUGUUGAACAUGGACACCGCCGUUUCUCCCGCCUACGAGCGUCGUGCCUACAGCCCUGCUCCCUCCGAGAGCCCCACCCUCCAAUCCGUCGCCCUACCUUCCCCCAACUUCCCACCCCCACGACAGCGAGCACCCUCCCUUCUCCGCCAUGCCGCCGUGUCCUUGCCCCAGUACGCACAAUUGCCCCAGAACGAAGGCCCCACAUCAUCACCAGUCAUGGCCCCCGCGAUGCGACGGGAUGGCAGUGGGCCCGGCUCUCCAGACCUACGCGCUAUCUUCAACCCUCUCGCCAGUAAUCCCCCCACAUCGAACGGACCACAGUGGAAUUCUUCGUCAGAAGACGUAUCUGGCUCGAUAUCGCCCGUGCGAGCACGCGGCUACACCAGCUCGUCACAAGCCUCGUUCAACCCCACGCCGCCAUUGCGCUCCGUAACCUCGAUACCCGACUACGGUCAGUACCGUAGUGGCGAGCGGUCGAACCUGUCCGGCACAUACAAGCCCAACCGUGGAGUGCCGAACUGGUCUCACUCGGACUACUACCCUCCACCACCGAUUCGACAGCUGCGAGGCGAGGAGCCCCGUUUCAGCUCGAGGUCAGGCUAUACAAACACCUCCUCAAGUGUGAUGGAGGCUAGCACAGAAAGAAGCAGCAUAGCAACGGCGCGCAGCUCUGUGGCUAGUGACCGUCAGAACAGCAUAUACUCGAGAGACCAAUCGAGGGACCGUCUACGCGACCGCGACGAUUCGCCGGAGACAAUACAGACUUCGGAGGUUGCUGAAGAGGAGGAAGAGCAGGAUCAGUUCAGCGCUGUUGACGAUGUUAUCGACGCCUACUGCUAUGAUGAGGACGAGCGAGGCUACUCGAUGAUGGGCGAGAAAGCACGAGACCCGUCUCCAAUGGCUUUGGAUCUGGAACCGCCUGAGCUAUCACAGACGCCAUCUCGCGAUAUUGAAUCGCUGUCCUCAUUCCAGUCGUCUGAAAACCUCAAGCAAUGGGAUAGUUCCCCAGCACCGCCUCUCAAUGGCAUGAUAGCGAAGGCCGGGAUGAGAAAGCACCGUCUCUCAAUCCGCCCACCAUCUGCGACAGAUACCUUAGAUCAGAGUCUACUUGACGAUGAUACACAAGGCGGAGCAGAGGGCGAGUUGAAGCCGCAUCAAAUACCUCCGCUAGCACAGAUCAGUCCUUUCCAGGCCCAAUACACACCAAGAACGAUCGAAGCUGUCACAGCCUUGACAAACAAGAAGAUGUCGGAUGAAAGGCAACGAUCGAGUGAGGAGCUGCCCCGACGGAUAUCGAUGACCCUGCAGGCCCUGUCACUUGGUGCGCCGAGCACACUAGUACAGACCCCGGAUGACGGACUGCCCGCUAGGGUACCGAGUGCCAAGCGGGCCCAAAUGUCGGAGAUUCAUCGCGAGAUCGCUGCUCUGCCACGACUGCCCAUGAACAGGUCGCGUAUGUCGCGACGAGAUUGGGCCGACAUUGAGGCGUACUCGAGAAGGCAUUCAAAGAGGCCGAGUGCAUCUCGGUUGGCAUCGACGGAGUCGGUAGCGAAGGUGGACCCUGCUCUGCAGUCACCACCGCUGCAGAAGUCUCAGCCACUGCCGGAAGUUGAUGAGGACGAAGCUAUCCCGCGUCGAGCAUCGACCAGUGUGUACGACCGAAAGAGUGGGUUUGGGUUGGACUCGUUUUUGAAGCCCACAAAGACCGCCGAGGCAAAGCCCACAGCUGCACCCACACAGAACGUGCAGGCUCCAGGAAUUGCGCCAGCAGUGCGGAAGAUGGCGAGUCCAGCGGAGCGCGAUCGUUAUGGAUUCAAGAAAGAAUCGCUGAACGUCAGCGUACAAGAGCACAAUGCCUGGGCGGCGAGAUAUGAAGAGCAUAUCAGCAGGCGCCGAAACAAGUGGAUAGCGUUGAUGACCAAGCAGGGCCUUCCAACGACUGAGCCUACCAAGUUCCCUGAGAUGAACGAGAAAGUCAAGCGUUAUGCUCGCAAAGGCUAUCCUCCGGAGUGGCGUGGAGCUAUGUGGUGGUACUACUCUGGCGGCCAGCACACGCUCCAGCAGAAAGAGCAUAUCGGCUUGUACGCUUCGCUGGCAGCACAAGUCAAACGGGACGAGCUGAACAAGGACGACAAGGAUGCGAUCGAGCGUGAUCUCGACCGCACGUUCCCUGACAACAUCCACUUCCGCCCCGAACCAGCGACUGACCUCCUCGAUGGAGAGUCUGAUGACGAGCCCGCUCUGAUCCAAGAUCUGCGCGAAGUUCUCUCCUGCUUCGCGCUCAACAACCCGAGCAUCGGGUACUGCCAAUCGCUCAACUUUAUCGCUGGCCUUCUGCUCCUGUUCCUUAAGCAAGACAAGGAGAAGGUCUUCAUCCUCCUCACGAUCAUCACUCAGAUUCACCUUCCCGGCGCCCACGCCCGCUCUCUCGCAAAUACGGAAGUUAAUGUCCUCAUGAUGCUCAUCAAAGACUACCUUCCUAAAGUAUGGGCCUCUAUCAACGACACUGAUCUCAUCAACUCCGGCGCUGGCUCUCAUGCACACCCAAACUCGAAGUUUCAACGCCAGCCUACCGUAGCCCUGUCUUGCACAUCGUGGUUUAUGUCCCUCUUCGUCGGUGUCCUUCCUAUUGAGACAGUUCUCCGAAUCUGGGACGCCUUCUUGUAUGAAGGACCCCGGGCGCUCUACCGCUAUGCGCUCGCCAUCUUUAAGCUUGGCGAGCCUGAGAUUAGGAAGUACCGACCGGGUGAUGGGGAGUUGUUUAUGCUUGUCCAGAAUCUGCCCAGGACGUGCAUUGAUCCGAACAUUCUUCACGACUUCGCCUUUGUCAAGAAAGGAUUCGGGAGCUUAAGUCAAGGAGUCAUUGAUCAGAAGAGGCUGUUCUGGCGUGAACAGAACAAAACGAUUGCGCAUCAGAACUCUGUCAAGAGUGCGCGGCAAAACCAACAAGGCCUUGCGGUGCCAAGUCAGAAACAAGAGGGCGACGAGACAGACGGCGAGAGCGUCCGGCGCACAAUGGGCGGUCUCAGAAGAAAGGCCAGCCGGAGAUUCAAACGCAUGAGAAGUUAAUCUCUCCUUCUCUCACCGACGCCACACCAUACACUUCCGCAACACAACGCGGUAUUUCCUUUUCCUUGUUUCUUAUAAGUUCUCAUGGCGAGCGGCGUUCAGCAUACACCGAUAUACAUACAGGUGGAGGUCAGGCGUACAAAAGGCAGCGAACUUGAGUUCUUGUAUAAUAAUUACCAUAUACCCCCUUUGUGUGGGAUGGGAGGUUACCUAGAGUAGCGGGCGAUCGUAAGAAGGGAGAAAGGCCCUAGUAGGAGGCAAGGAUGGACAUUGGUACCUAAUGACACAUGACUUGAUGACCUCGAGAUUAGUUUCAC
This is a messenger RNA of Macroventuria anomochaeta, 4053 nucleotides long. RefSeq lists its product as uncharacterized. The transcript has a single exon. The record is from RefSeq and is a predicted model, not a curated record. NCBI's taxonomy places the organism in Eukaryota, Fungi, Ascomycota, Dothideomycetes, Pleosporales, Didymellaceae. The coding region runs from base 440 to 3736 and encodes 1098 amino acids.